UGCUUUCACUUUCAAAAAGCACUGGCAAGUCAAGAGAGUGCAGACAAUUCUUGGCUUUCAUCUUCACUACAUUAACUCCUUGGGAUUUUUUCUUCCAAAUAACCAAUGCACCGCUGCAGCAGGACAAGACAUGGAGGAAGAGGCAGUCCGGAUUAUCCAUGAUAGAAAUCAGUUUGUCUGCAGUCCUCCUCUCCACCAUGGCCUCAAAUAUUUCCUGCCUGCAGCCAAUUACAGAACCAGCCCUCCUGAUCAGUUUAUUUAAUCUGGUCUUGUCUCUGGCUUUGAUCCUGCUCCCCCAGCAAACCACAGCGAAGAAAAUGACACUGGCAACAACAGGAAAUCUUGCUAAGUUUCACAGAGUAUACCCACCAAGGAAGUAGUAAGACCUAACAAACAGCAUGGAUAAUCAGUCAGGUCAAUUUUAAUAAAUAAUACAUCCUGUGAGGAUGUCAGGUUGUUCAGACUAUCACAUCAUUACAUCAACAAAACUAAUGGAACUUCGGCAGAAAUCAAAUAAUCAGGGGAUUUUAGCCAAAGAUAUAACCAAAGAUUUGAAUAACCCAAAGUGUCACCAUACCAGAGAUACUUGUUGAAAAACCACAACACUAAGCAAGACAUAUGUCCUGCUUUCAACACAACAAAGGUGUUAAAACAAAAUAAAUACUGUGUAACAGUGAUUCCAAUAUAAUCCCAUCAAAUGAGCUGAAAACCCUGGUAAUGUUAAUGAGAAGAAAAUAAUGAAAUAUGUUGCCACUACUAGCAGUAACCUUCUCAUUUCCAAUUUCCUUUGGCCUUUCAGUAACCAUGGAAACAUGUGAUAGGCCAGCCAACACUGAUUUCAGCAAGAAUACUGAACACUGGUACAUUUGGCCUUCUACAGAUUUUAUGCUAUCUUGUUUGAUAACAUUAUAACAUUUUGUAGUUUUAGUCCAAUUUCAGGGUUUCUGUGAUAUACAAACAUAAGGUUUUGGAGAAGAUUCCAAUUCUAUGGACAACUGAAUGAACACUCAGGAGAAUCUUGGCAGAGGACUCUGCAGGUUGGUAUCUGAGUCUGACCCAAUGAGGAGUUCUACUUCAUCUGCCAAGAUGAGAAAGAGAGACGAGGUAGAGCAGCAUUGAGAAGAGUCAUACUCAAAGGCCUGAAAGUGUGCAUUGAUAGAUGGAUAAACAAGAGGAUACAGAUGAGGCUGUACAAGGAGAGUUUUGUCUCACCAACAUAGCCAACUUUUAAACUCUGCAACAAAACUCACAUUGUCAUUGUCUUGGUGAUGAUGGGAUGUGUUUGCAACACAGUGUAGUUUGGCUCAACUUGGCAUCCACUGAAGGCAACAGCUAAUACAUUUUCAGGCUUUGUAGAUGCUCACAAAUUGGCUUUUUUGGAGGCGUCCAUUUUCCCGAGUUGAUGCAGUUGGAACACCAACUACCUGGUAAUGACGCCAGAUAUUCUCGGCCGCUCGGAAUUCUGAGACAACUGGAACACACUACUUCAUUUAACGGGACCCAUGUUUACAGGAAGACCUCAUCAUUUGGUGUGCAGCCAAGUUUCUGUCUCUAUCAGAAAUCAUAAAACCUCAAACCCACACAUGACACUUAUUUGAUUUGUACUCGGAAGUCCGACUGAAGAUGAACGCACCAUAAUGACAUUUAUUAUGGUAAUGUGUCACACUAGCUAAAGUUAGCCAUGUUAGCUUUUGAAAACAGCAUAGAAAAGGAGAACUAUCCUACCUGUGCAAUUUACACGCCAUUUAUAAAAGUGUUUCAUUUCAAGUUUAUUUACAUACAUUUUAACUCUCUAUAUAAUCUGUCACUUACCAAAUAAAAGAAUAGCCGUUUCUGAUGUCCCACAGGUCUGUCGACUACAUUUCCCAGAAUCCCAUGUCAUUGUUUAUAUAGGCUGGGCAUCAGCUGCUCUCACCGGCUACUCUGCACUUGCUGUCCGGCGUGAUUUGUAAUAAUGCAGCCAUUAUACUCUUUAAUCUUUUGCUUCAAAAAGAAUUACACGUUUGGCUGAAUCUAUGUAGUGAACGAAGAGGAAAACGGAAUAAUGAAAUGGAGAUCACUCGGGCCAGGCCGUCCUUGUAUGGAGAAAUCGCUCAUGGCCUUGGAUUCUGGACAGACCGGUCAGCAGUGCACGAGGCUGCUGCACAGGGCAGAGCCCUCCAGUUGCAGCAACUGAUUGAGGGCGGUGCAGCAGUUAACAUUGUGGCUGUGGAUUCCAUCACCCCCCUGCAUGAGGCAUGUAUACAGGGUCAAACCCAAUGUGUCAGACUGCUGCUGGAAGCUGGUGCACAGGUGGAUGCUCGAAACAUUGACGGCAGCACUCCGCUGUGUGAUGCCUGUGCAGCCGGUAGCCUGGAAUGUGUCAAACUACUAUUGGAGUAUGGAGCUACUGUCAAUCCUCCACUAUUCACCUUCUCUCCUCUUCACGAGGCUUGCAUGGGAGGUAACUCAGCUUGUGUUCAGCUUAUGAUUGAUCGAGGAGCUUUUAUGGAGGCUCAUGACUGCCACUAUGGGACACCACUUCAUGUAGCUUGUGCCAGGCAACAUUACGACUGCGCCAAAGUACUCCUCGUUGCAGGGGCAAAUGUGAAUGCUGCCAAGCUCCAUGAGACCGCGCUCCAUCAUGCAGCUAAAACAAAGAAUAUAGAUCUUAUAGAGCUUCUAGUGGAGUUUGGGGGGAAUGUCUUUGCCAGAGAUAAUCUCAACAAAAAACCCAUCCAGUACACCACUGUGGGAUCUCCGUCUCACCUUUGCCUUGAGUUCUAUGAGAAUACUCCUCUUAGUCUGCAGCAGCUCAGCAGAGUGAAUUUGAGGAGGACUCUUGGCACAAGAGCCUGUGACGUUGUUUCCAAGCUGGGUUUGCCCAAGCGCAUUGUAAGCUUUCUUUCUUAUAUACCACCUCCUGUUUUUGAAAUGUAAUUAUUUUUUGGGAAACGUGAGUGUAACUCUUUAAAGGUUAAAUGUUGUUCACGCAGCUUGUUCUUCACAAAGUUAUAUGGCAGACUGUUGGAGCAAGGAGUACAAAUAUGUCAACUAGACAAGCAUUUAUCAUUUUAAACCUAAAAUGGCUUAGUUUGCUUGUUAACUUAAAGCUUUAUUCUUUUUUUUUUAACAUUAGGGAACUGGAUGAGUCAUUUAUUUCCAAUUCUGCUUUUUGGUGCUUGGCAGGUUCAGUUUGUGAAGACCGUAAGUUUAAAUAAGUUGCUGCUGAAGGCCAUGCAAAGCCACAAUAAUCCCUCACAAGUAAUUUCACUGUUUGGGCUGGUUUAACUCGUUUUUCCAGGACCAUGUGGGUGCACAGACUUUCUUUUUUGCCCCUGGUUGCACCUGAGAAAACAGACGAAGUUCCACCUUUUAAAGUCCAAAUUUGUGCUUGGAGACUUUUGACUCUCACACAUCUCCCAGAAUUGCUUUAAAUUGGGCCGAGGUUUGAUUAGUUAGAUUAACUGAACACACUUUUGUGGGUGAGCAGGGCCUUGGAAACACCACUGAUCUAUUCAGAUUACUUUGAGCCGUUUUAGUCAUCAUUAUAAUCAUAUUUGCUGACAUGUGAAACUUGAACUAGCUCAUCAUGUGCGAAAGUUAAGCUUCAUCUUUGUAAUUUGUUGUAACGCUUAUUAAACCUGAGCGAGCUUGUGGUUCGAGUUCUAGGAUUAUAUUACUGUAUGUACUUGUACAUAUUCUGUAACUAUUUAUUUAAAUGUAAAUUUGUAAAUAAUUCAGACGGUUCUACCUCUAAGUUUGUAUAAAUAGACCACUAGAGGAUUUAAAAAAACAAUUUUGUGUUGUCCUCUGUUGUGCUUGAACUUCAUUGCAAAACUGAAC
Messenger RNA from Melanotaenia boesemani (Boeseman's rainbowfish), 3825 nucleotides. RefSeq names its product ankyrin repeat and SOCS box protein 13-like. Gene Ontology annotation, molecular function: protein binding. NCBI's taxonomy places the organism in Eukaryota, Metazoa, Chordata, Actinopteri, Atheriniformes, Melanotaeniidae. The coding region runs from base 2050 to 2919 and encodes 289 amino acids. Gene Ontology annotation, biological process: intracellular signal transduction; protein ubiquitination; positive regulation of protein catabolic process. The record is from RefSeq and is a predicted model, not a curated record. The transcript is spliced from 7 exons.